GAUGAAGCAGCAUUAGAUCUGACAGCAGCUGCAUUUUUUAUGUGCAAAAUCUUUUAUUAAUAUUAUAAGUGAACUUCAAAGGACAUUAAUAAAAAAUCCAUGUCAUGACCCCUUUAAUAAAAUACAGAAUACAACGAUUAAAUGAACAGUGAAAGUAAAAGAAGCUCUUACAAUAUAUUUUUAACAAGCAUAAUUAAGCAUGAAUAUGACUAGUAAAAGACUAGGAAGGCAACAUCUAUUUACUAGACAAAAUAAAUAAUCUAAUAUGAUUCAUAUUCUUUUGGUUCAGGUAUCGGAAAUCGGUAUUGGCAAAAUCAUCAUUGUAAAAGUUCAGGAAAGAAAUGGCAUCGGAACAUCCCCAACCAUAAUAAUUAUAUAAUUAUUCUUUUAUUUUUUCCCAACAUGUCAUCAAAAUUCAUAACUCCACAAAAUGCCAAAUAGCUAAGCAUCUGUGUGUGCCACGGACGCACUGUACGUGCAAACUAGUCGAGUCAUGCUACAGCUCUUAUUUACUUCUGGGUCGCCCUUCAGCCGCACGAGUGUGUCACCACAAAAAUCACCUCUCAGUGGUGUCGACACGAAUCGUCUCUUCCUCACUUAACGCCUCUCGCUCUCCCAAUGUUCUUCUCCUUCACGCCCCCCACCCCCUUUCUCGUCACUUAUUUUCACCCUUUUUGCGUUCAUGCCUCCCCAGAUUUCAUUCUCACCAGCUCUCAACACCUCCUCUCUCUCUCUCUCUCCCGCCACCUCUCCUCACACACACACUCUUCCUCACAUCCCUGCCUCUCUACCCAUCACAUCGCCGGCUUCAUCGCAUCUCAUCGUCUGUGUCUCUCUGCCACGCACACACGCUUGCAGUCAUUCUCUGACUCUCACACGUGCCAGUCGGCUCUACAUCUGCGUGUCCUGCGGCUCGGCUGUGGUUCGUCUCCUCUCUGGAGCUUGAAGGAGGGCAGAGAGGCCAUGGAGCACAGCCACAUCUUCACCGUACUGUCCACCAACUCCAGUUCUUGGAGUCCUCGCGGUUGCCCUCUCGGACAGUUUCCAGUCAUUUACUACAGUUCCUUGCUGUGCCUCGGCCUGCCUGCAAACAUCCUCACAGUGAUCAUCCUUUCUCAGCUGGUGCUGCGACGACAGAAAUCUUCCUAUAACUACCUACUGGCCCUGGCCGUAGCCGACAUCCUGGUCCUGCUGUUGAUCGUAUUUGUGGACUUCCUUUUGGAGGACUUCAUUCUCGGAGCGCCUCUGCCCCACUCGCUCAACAAAGCCGUGCAGGUUCUGGAGUUCUCCUCCAUCCACACCUCCAUCUGGAUCACAGUGCCCCUGACCGUGGAUCGCUACAUCGCCGUUUGCCAUCCACUGCGCUACCACACCGUAUCCUACCCAGCCCGAACUCGCAAAGUGAUUUUGGCAGUGUACGUUGGCUGCCUGAUCUCCAGCGUCCCGUAUUACUGGUGGCCGGAGCUGUGGCACGGGAUGCCGGGAGCGAGCAACGGCGGCCGCAGCAGCAGCGCAGGACAGCACGUAUUGGUAUGGGUCCACUGUGCCACCGUUUAUCUGCUCCCAUGCUCGGUUUUCUUCUCGCUCAAUGCCAUCAUCGUACGCAAGCUCCGCUGCCGCCGUAGCUGCUUCCGUCUUCGAGGGUACUCAACUGGAAAGACCACGGCCAUCCUGCUGGCAAUCACCUCAGUGUUCGCCGUGCUGUGGGCGCCGCGUACGCUUAUGAUCCUUUACCACCUUUACACGGCACAGCCGGCGAUGCCUGGCCCCGCCAGAUUGCUGCACUUAGUCACGGAUGUGGCGAACAUGCUCGCGCUGCUCAACACCGGCGUCAACUUCUUCCUCUACUGCUUCAUUAGCAAGCGCUUUCGCAGGAUGGCCGGCACGGUGCUAAAGGCCUUAUUCCGAUGCAGGAAGCAACCACCGCCUUUUUACGCCAGUCACAACUUCUCCAUCACCAGCAGUCCGUGGAUCUCACCAGCCAACUCCCACUGCAUCAAGAUGCUGGUGUACCAAUACGACAAGAACGGCAAACCAGUCUGCAUAUCCUCCUGAUCGCCAACUCGAGUGAUGCCGUACCAAUAUAACGCUGGCUACUGAGCCAGGCGAGCUUGGGAAAAGUACUUCCCGACUAGUGACGAUCAGAAGGUGGCGAUCGGUUUGUUAGGAAGUGCCUCUAUAAGAGAUGCAGUGUCAGGUUCAGAGACAUCUUGCGGCCAAAAUGUGGUUCUUUCUCUGGAAAAAAAUCAAGCAGGAGCGGUCAUUAAGCGAUAACAUGCCAAUGCCUUUCAGGAUAUUAAUGCAAAAAAAGACUUGAUCCCGAAGUAUAGAGAAAUCAUGAAAGGCUUGCUUGAGUUCUAGGAGAUGACUGUCCAAUUAAACCAAUAUAUUGAUGUGAUUAAAAGAGUUUGUCUCUAGUAGGGAUGGGCGAUAUAGCUAAAAUCAAAUUUUGAUGAUAUUCAAUAUAUAUCUCAAUAUAUUUUCAUUUGCAUUCCAAAAAUUUAAAAAGGCGUCUUUCUGCCGCCCAUGAAAAAGACAUUAUCUGGAUAGAACAGCUAAUAUAAAAAAUUGCUUGCUACAAAAUCAAUACUAGUUUAUUUAUUUACUAAUCUUUUUAUAUAAAUCUCUUAUUUACAUUGUGUUUACACAUUGUUAGUUAUGAAAGGAUUUGCAAGCAUGUAAGUAGCUCUCAAUGCUGUUAAACGUGUUGCAAAUAGAAACCUUUUUGAACUGAAUUGGAAACCUGUCUAUAUAUUGCCAAUAUUUGAUGUAUCGCCCAAGGCUAGCCCUAGAUAGCACAGUUUUCAGUUGAUUGCACACCAAAGUAACAUUUUACAUGGAGAAAAAGGAUUCAAAGCUGGAGCCAACUAGAUGUUUUUGUUUGUGAACCACCUUUCCAACUCUCACCUUCUCAGCAAAGAGACAGAGGACUCCCUCCCUUUGUGACAUUAAAAACAACGCUGGCAUUUUCCUUUAAUAUGCUGUUGGUCUCCAAGGGCCGGUCGCAAACAGCACAAGCUCUUAUUAAAGAAUCAAGCCUUUAGAUAUGUGCUGGAAAACAGCUUCAGCAUUGCUGCCUGAUGAAGAUGAAACGCAAGGACUUCUGCUUCAACAAAAAAGCUUCUGGUGCAACUGACUGUUAAAUGUACAAUUAAGGCAAAAAUACCUUUAGAGAGAAAUUAUUCUUUAUCGUUUAAAUCAAUAUUCUAAGACACUCAUUGCUCAGUACAUGAAAGGAUUUUCUAUCACAGUGGCAAACACUAAAUAAUUAAGACUUUGUAACUUCUACCACACACGUACACGGACUCAUUUAUCCUUUGCUGGGCAGCCUCAAGAAAAAAGGAAAGCGAAGAAGAGAACACUUUUCAAAUAAAAUCAAUUGCUUUCUCCAGAGUGAGCUAUUGGGGAAAACCACAUUCAUUUAUCUUCACAGCGGUGUGGAGUAACAGGCUGCCAUCUGGAGUGCUUAAACUGUGGUGCAUAUAUAUUUAAACAAUACAGCGGGGAACAUUUUCGUAGAUAAGGUGAACUUAAAAAUGUAUGAUCUCUUUCGUAGACAAGGCUGUAUUCACCUGUCUUAUUACAGCAAGGCAAAUAAGUGAAGGUGGUUCUGCUGAAAGCUGUGAAAAAUGGCUUCUUACACAACUGAAAAUGGUCACUUUCCAUUACAGUGUCCAUGUUAAAGAUUGAGGCUUUUAGUCUAAAAUGGCUUUCAGUCCAUGUCUGUUAGCUAGCUUUGUGGACUCAUUUGAGGUAUGCUCUAGUACUCCUAAAAGUUGGCAAUGGUUUUUCAAUUUCAGGAAAAUGGACCAAAAAUACCAAGCUAUCUUGUUUGCCAGAUCAUAUAAAACUUUAGUCCUAUUAAAUACACUUCCAUCCAAAUGUGUUUUCAUUUAAGUGUUUUUGAAGCUAACAAAGCGAAUGAAUCAUUUAAGCAAAUUAAUCAGUGCUUUUGAAUGAAUCUUUUAGGUGAACGAUCCAUUCUGGUUCGCUUCCAUACGUGUAUUUACGACACGACCAUACGACUCAUAUUUUUCGUGCACUUAAGUAUCGUUCUUUUGAAGCGUGUGACUGUUUUUCUGUCUUUAUAGACUGUUUAUAGCACGUGUACAUUAUGUGCAAUUUCGUUAACUGAACCUACUGAACGAAUCAGUGUUUUGAAUCCAUGUGAGACUCGAUGCGGCACUGAAAGGAUUAGUUCACUUUCAAAUGAAAAUUAACCCAAGCUUUACUCACCCUCAAGCCAUCAGGUGUAUAUGACUUUAUUCUUUCUGUUGAACACAAUCAGAGAUAUAUUAAUAAAUAUCCUGACGCAUUCAAACUUUAUAACGGCAGUGAACAGGACCAACGAGUAUGACCUGAAAAAAGCUAUCUUCCGCAAGACCGCCUUCCGUAUUCAACAUAUGAAGAAAACUCUUGAAUAAAACUUACUACAUACUACUACAUACUAUGUAUUCCCUAUUCAACUUACGGGAAAAGUGUAACUGAUGCGAUGCCAGUUUACACUUUCUUUGUACGUUGAAUAUGGAAGGUGGUCUGGUGAAAGCUAGAUAUUUUAAUUCAUAAAUUGUUAAAUA
Megalobrama amblycephala (Wuchang bream) is the source of this 4577-nucleotide messenger RNA. It is a transcript of the gene gpr139, whose product is annotated as G protein-coupled receptor 139. The transcript has 2 exons. Gene Ontology annotation, cellular component: membrane. Lineage: Eukaryota; Metazoa; Chordata; Actinopteri; Cypriniformes; Xenocyprididae. Gene Ontology annotation, molecular function: neuropeptide receptor activity. The record is from RefSeq and is a predicted model, not a curated record. The coding region runs from base 619 to 2055 and encodes 478 amino acids. Gene Ontology annotation, biological process: G protein-coupled receptor signaling pathway.